This is a messenger RNA of Tetrahymena thermophila SB210, 168 nucleotides long. RefSeq lists its product as hypothetical. The record is from RefSeq and is a predicted model, not a curated record. Lineage: Eukaryota; Ciliophora; Oligohymenophorea; Hymenostomatida; Tetrahymenidae. The transcript has a single exon.
AUGGAAAUAGAUCCAACACAUUCAGUAAGAAAUCCUGAUCUUCACACUAUUUUAGAUGGAUCCAACUAACUCAUAGACUCUCUUACUCUAAAACAAUAAAGACAAUUUGUAUCAGAUUUCCUAGCCAAUCAGGCACCGAAACUAUAAGAAUAAGAAAUUCCAGUAUGA